UGGAUAUAAACAUGUUUAAACAAAGCGUCACGCAGAUCGGGUAUUUUUAAUUAUGGACAACUACGAACUGUUCUGUAACAAGUUCAGCUGGUAUCGAUAAAAUCGAACAGCAUUUUUACCAGUGAUCUAACCGUGUUUUUAAGAUAACAGAUAGCAUUUGGGUGAAUAUAUUUUUGUGUUUUAUUUCGUUGAUAAAGAGAAAAAAAAUAGAGAGGAAUACUAGUGAAACGUGCAAACGGGAUCUGUUUAAAACAGAAUUAAUAAUCUCUGCUUAUAUACAGGACUUUCGAACAUGAAUACGUGACAUACAGACACUAAACAAACAUGGGAGCUGGCGCGUCAAAUGGCGGCGGAGCUGUUGUGCAGCAACCAACCCGUCCCAGAACGGCACCAGGGGUCACUAAAACAGCGAUGAAUGGAACGGCUGGCUCGUCAGGCGAAUCAAGACCGCCCCCAAAAUCUGCGGUGAACGGCUUACGUAAGGAAAAAACAACAGUGGAAAAGGGAAGUAAUGAACAGGAGGAAAAACCUUCGUCGUCGUCGGGUUCAAGAACAACGCAGCCCGGGGACCCACCAAACUACCACAGGUCCCAAAUACCCCCACCUCGACCUCCAAGGACAUUGAAAGCUGAUAUCUUCUCCAUUGAGAGAUACAAGGAGGUUGAUGAUUAUGUUUUGAAUGCUCCUCCAAAGCUUCUUGUGGGGAACUUCAACGAACUGAUCAAAUAUUUAACCCGUAGUAAUGACAGAUGGGACGACAUGUGCAAAGUGCGUGCCAUAUUUCUAUGGGUGACGUCAAUUGACGUGUACAACCUCAAAGUAGACGGUGUCCCUCCUACACACUCCCCGCUUGAAUAUUUCACCAAGAUUCAGUGUAACAUGGGUAACCACGCCCAUCUCAUAUCAGGAUUAUGUCAAAUGGCAGGGAUUCCGUGUGUCAUAAUCAGCGGAAUGAACAAAAGUGCUGCGUAUGAGAUUGGUACUAGGUGUGACCGGAAGAGCAUGGGCGCUCAAUGGAACGCCGUGUAUGUGAAUGAUGAUUGGCGGUUCCUUGAUGCAUUCUGGGCGUCCGCUUGCGUGGUUGGAAGAAAAUCAGGGGAAUGGACGCUGGUAGAUUCUGAUGGAAAUGUUACACAGGAAGACGAGGAAACGUCAGAGGGUACAACGCAACACAGAAUAAAUGAGUUCUACUUUUUCCCCGACCCGGACAAAAUAGUGUGGACGCAUUUCCCGGAUGAGAUGCAGUGGCAACUUUUGGACCGCCCCGUCACCUUGAAAGAAUACGAGGAGCACGUGUACAUCCGGGAACGAUUCCAUUACCUGGGUAUGAAACUCAUGCCUAACAGCCAUGAUAAAUGUAUGUUAACUUCUAAAGACGGUGAAAUAGAACUUGUUUUCUCUCUACCAGUGAAACAAAGUGAAAAUUCGCGUUUCAAGUACAUGUUGUAUCAUGGACAGAAAAACAAAACUUCCGAGGAAGAUGUAUUAUUGGACAGAUUUGUGAUGUUUGAACAUACAGCAAACCUACUGAGGUUCACACUCAGGUUUCCUAUCACAGGUAAAUUCAAGAUGGACAUAUUUGGACUCGAUAUUACAGAGUCGGACAUAUUUGACUUGGCAUGUACGUAUAUUAUUCAGUGCAAUGAAGCAAAGAAAAAUUGUUUACCUUUACCGGAUGUGCCUCCUAUCGGCUGGGGUCCUGGUGCAAACGCAAAAGAAGCAGGUCUCAAGCCAAUUACGCACGAUGGCGCUAUCAUUGUCACCAAAGACGGCACUGUCGAAAUUCGUCUCGCAGCGGAGAAAAACAUUCAACUUCAUCAGAUGUUAAAACACGCUCUUAUUGAUGAAGCUACCUUAAGCAAUUACGCAGUCACAAGACUUGAGAAUGGGGAGGCUAUUGUAAACAUACGGUUACCCCAGGGUGGAGAAUAUGCCCUUAAAUUGUACGCUGAUGACGCGGGCAAAGAAGGGGUCGCUCCGAAUGUUUUGAAUUACUUAAUCAAGAGUGAAGGGAAGAAUGUCAACAAUUUGCCCUUCCCGAAUGUGAGCGAUGGGUCCCUUGGAUCUAAGCCGGCAGCAGAAGCAUUGGGUACGAAAGCUUUGAGCCACAAAGGUGGACAUGCAACGGCGAAAAAUGGACGGGUAAGGAUGGAAUUUCAGGCACGGAGCGGAUUACAACUUAUGGCAGAGUUGCAUAGUAGUGAUGAACUUGCUUGCAAGAGAAUGUUGGUGGCACCAAAAGAAGAAAACGGCAAGUGGGUAUUUGACCUAGAUAUGCCUGAGGAAGGGGAAUAUUCACUGAAUGUUUUUGCAUGCUCUAAGAACAGUACGGACAGGAUAUAUAACAUACAUUCAUACCUUGUGAAAUCGGAAGGUAGGAAACUGGAUGCAGCCGAACUAGAUAUGAGACAGCAAAGCAAGCACGUGCAAACUCACGUGCCCAUUGAAACGGUGCAGACCUCCGAUAACGAGGUACUGAUACCUAUACCGCCUGGUUUCGAUGAUGUCUGCGCGUCGCUUCACAGACGAAAUGCAAAUGACCCUCCGAACGCACAUCAGGUGGAUAUCAUAGAACAGGACGGGAUACAGCUUAUCCGAGCAAGACUUCCGGAGUUCGGCGAAUACCAGAUGAACCUGUACGACAGAGAGAAGAAAGCUGUUCUGCGAAAUAUUGCGAAGUACCAGAUUAACAGACGGCCGCCAGGUGAGCUGUAUGAAGACAACACUAAGAUGCUGAUGCAGAACCUGGGAGCUCAGCAACCAAUUAUGGAAGAGGACGAGGAGGACUACAGUCAAGUCAAAAAUGAUAAAAACGAGACUGACGAGGACAAAAAGAAGAGACUUGAAGAGGAACAACGCCGAGCGACUAGACGACAGAUUCAGAAGGCGAUAGACAUGAAAGAUCCGGAAAUGUUAGAACGCUAUAUACAAGCCUACGAGAAACUAAAUCCUCCGUACGACGACGAGGCACUUCUUAAAGCCAGGAAAACGCUGGCUGCACUCGACGCCAAAGAAGAACUGAUUCAGGCAUGUCAGAGACGUGACCUAGAUUCGCUGAAAAAAGCAAUUGCACGUGCGAAGGAAGUUAACUACGAACAUCAACUUGAUCUGCAGCUGGCCCUGGCAAACAGACUCAGGGAUCAGCUUGAGAGAAUAGAAAAACUCAGGCAUUCAGUUCUCAACCUUGAUAGCAAGACAAUCGCUGAAAUCAAAACGUAUUCCAACCCGCCAGAUGGCGUCCACCAAUCUAUGAUGGCAACUUUUAUACUGCUGGGCAACGCACCGAAAGAAGUCCGGAACUGGCGGACAUGCCAAGCAUUGGUUGGUAAAACAGGACGAGAGUCUCUAAUGAGACGUAUAUCAUCCUUUGACCCGAAGGACUGCAGUCUGGCUGUAGCCCAGACAGCCAAACAUAUGAUAGAGAAUUACUCAAUGUCCCAGAUCCGAGACGUCAGCGCUGGAGCAGCAACAUUCUUUGGAUGGUCCUUGGGUAUGAUAGAAGAAAUCGAGUCCACUGGUGGAUCCGGUGUGGGCAUUAUCAGUAAACCACCCCAAAAACAAGAGCGACCCAAGACAAACCGUAGCAACAGGAGGAGAUAGACUCGUGAUGCACGUGCAAACAUAUCGAACUUUCAGUACUAAACGCGACUGCUGAUAAGCCUUUUUUGAAAAAUCGAUAAUCUUGUAGAUAACUAAGUUUGUUCCUGAAAUUUACAUAAAUAAGGAUAUUCAAAGGGCAUGACUUUCAAGAUAUGUUAAUUGAAGGCAAUGACUUUCAAGAUAUGUUAAUUGAAGGCAGUUUCACUAAUCUUCGAACAAAAUAUCACUAACAAAGGAUUAAAUGUUUUGCUAGUCACGACUAAACUCAACUGUAGACAUGGAAUAGCUUCUCCAUCAGAUAACUAGGAUAUGGUAGGGUUUCGUCAUUUUUGCUAAAUCAUGAAAUUUACUUGCAGUUCUAUUUCUUCGCACUCUAUGCAAGUCGAGGUCGCUUUACACUAUGCUGUCUAUUUUUACCAUCGUUUUUGGCUUGGUCGAAAAUAUACAUGUAGUACGUGUUUUUUUUUACAUUCCAUCCAUUAAGAUAUUCGUUCCGUCCUUCUGUACAUAAGAACUUUAGGGAAGUCUGUACAUUAGAUAUAUGCGCAACAUAUUUUUAUAACUUGAAAUAGUUUUAUACUGUGAUAAUUAUCUUCAAUUGUAUUCGAUUAUACAUGCAUUGUCUUUACAGAGGACCUGCAAACCUAUCGUUGAAAUAUGUACUAAUCUUUAACAUUAUAUGAAUAUUUUAAUCCUCCCAAAAAUAUUAUAGGGAUGCAUUGUAUAUAUUUACUUUAGAUAGAAAAAAUAUUUCACAAUAUAUCAUCAUUACAACUGAUUAAAGAAGCAAUGCAGUAUCUUCUUGCUAGCUGCAGAGACGGUCCUCCUUUCGCUAUAUCGAGAGCUAAGCGCGAAAAUCAUUGUAUCUGUACAUAAAGAAAGAACAAGAUACAAUAGUUUCGCGCUCAGUCCUCUCUAUACAUUUUGAUUAUAUUUUAACACAGACGCGGUUGUUAAAGUUAGCAUACAAGGUAGCUAAUGUACAAUUCAGUUCGCGUUAUUCGCAUGCAUUAGUCCCAUUUUCAGACUUUACCCAUCAUUCUGUUUGUAUUUUUGAGUAUCGUUACUAUUGUAUUUUGUAGAUUCUAGUAUACAGUACAUAAGAAAUAUUUCAAAAGUCGAUGUCAUUAGGUCUAAGUUGUGAGAAAUCGGUGUCAAUUGGUCUAAGUUGUGCAAAGUCGACGUCAUUAGGUUCAAGGUGUGAAAAAUCAAAAUCAUUAGGUCUUUGGUGUGAAAAGUCGACUUCAUUUUGUCCAAGGUGUGAAAAGUCGACAUUAGGCCUUUGGUGUGAAAAGUCGACGUCAUUUUGUCCAAGAUGUGAAAAGUCGACAUUAGGUCCAAGGUGUGAAAAGUAGAAUUCAUUACAUCUAAAAUGCGACGUAAACAGCUCUUUCUAUAGAUGGAUUGUGUAAAACAAUUCUGUUGGUUGCAUUCUAGAAACAUUAAGUUAUAUUGUGAUUUUGUGACUUUCUAUUCAAUAGUAAUGUUUACUCAGAGUCCUGUCUUGUUCAUUUGUGAUAUUCCAUGAAAUAUGCACAAUCAAAUAACUUAUUUAUUUAACAUUACAAUCAUACAGCACGGAUAUCUUUGUUCAUUCUUGGAGAUGUCUUGACAUAGCUUAAUGUAUUUGAUAAACUUAGAUUCAUAUUGUU
Molecule: messenger RNA, 5252 nt
Organism: Mercenaria mercenaria
Lineage: Eukaryota; Metazoa; Mollusca; Bivalvia; Venerida; Veneridae
Exons: 13
Coding region: 325-3600 (1091 amino acids)
Source: RefSeq, a predicted model, not a curated record